This is a messenger RNA of Paramecium sonneborni, 744 nucleotides long. Lineage: Eukaryota; Ciliophora; Oligohymenophorea; Peniculida; Parameciidae. The record is from the annotation of a GenBank genome assembly.
AUGUUAUCAUCAUUAAGUGAUGAUUUAAUUGGGUAUGAAAUGCUAAUUUUAGUAUUAUCAUCAAUUUUACUAAGCUUUGAUUUUAUUGGAUUAGUAUUGUUAUUAGCAAAUUAUUUUUCUUGUUGUAUAUGCACAGAGAAUAGAUUAUAAGAAAAUCAAAUUCCAGUUGGAGGACAAUCAUGGUUAGGAUUUGGAGGUGUUUUUGGUUGUAUAAUAAGUUUUAUGUUAUAAUUUGCAUUGGGAAUAUUUUAACAAUCUUCUUAAUACUUUAACAGUAAUAGUAAUGACAGAGAUCGCAUAUUAGAAAGACAUGAUGAUAGAGGUGAAGGAAAUGAUAGGGGGGAAGGACAUGAUAGGGGAGAAGAAAAUAGUAGAGGGGAAGGAAAUAGUAGGGAAGUAGAAAAUAAUAGACAAGAAGGAAAUAGUAGCGAAGAAGAAAAUGUUAAUUCAAACAAUCUUUUUAUGCUAGUAAUAUAUACAAUUUCAAAUGUGGCAGUUUUUAUAAUUUUUAUUUUUAUCAUAGUUAAAUUCUGUAGAAAAGCAGGGAAGGGAACAACGACAAAAAAUUUUCACUCCUUUUUAAUCGGAAUAUAAUUUGGUCUAUUUUUAAUCUUUGACUGCUAUAUUAUUGUCAUUUUUAUGAUUUUUUAAUCUCUUUAUAUUGCCUGUAUUCGUUCAGAGAUUUCAACUAAAGUCAAUGAUAUCAGAAUAGUUUCAGGUUAAGAGCUAGAAAUAAUAAAGUGA